This is a messenger RNA of Aureobasidium melanogenum CBS 110374, 4578 nucleotides long. Its product is annotated as UDP-glucose:glyco protein glucosyltransferas-like protein. The transcript is spliced from 5 exons. NCBI's taxonomy places the organism in Eukaryota, Fungi, Ascomycota, Dothideomycetes, Dothideales, Saccotheciaceae. The record is from RefSeq and is a predicted model, not a curated record. Gene Ontology annotation, molecular function: UDP-glucose:glycoprotein glucosyltransferase activity. The coding region runs from base 1 to 4578 and encodes 1525 amino acids. Gene Ontology annotation, cellular component: endoplasmic reticulum.
AUGGUGCGAUACCAGCACCUGGCAGUAAACACUGCCUUGGUCCUUGGAUUGCAGGCUAUCUGCACGAAUGCCGCGCCUUCGGUCAACGUAGCACUCAAAACCUCGUUCAAUUCGGCUCCUUAUCUAGUAGAACUAUUAGAGACAGCUGCAGAUGAGAAUGCGACCGCUUACUUCCCACUACUCGACCGAAUCGCCGAAGGUCACUUCGACCAUGCUUCAACCGACCAAGAUCUGUACAACCUAUUCAAAAAGACGCUGCAAGAGGAAGGCCAUCUCGCCAAAGCAGAAGAUAUCUCAUCGUUCGAAUACGCCUUGUCUAUACAUGCCGCUGCACCCAGAAUUGAGGCACACUACCAAUUCUACAAUACUACGGUAGAGCCUACACUCAAGAGUCGUUUGGAUACAACUUGUGAAACUUGGUUACACUUCAAUGGCCAACAGUACUGUGAUCCCGACCUAUCAAGUUCAUCAGGCAAUUCAGUAGAUCAAGAACGUAUUCUGAACCUUCCCUUUGAUCGCGUCAUGGGUGACAAGCAAAGCAAAACACCUGCUAUCCUCUAUGCAGACCUUAUGUCCUCCUCUUUCCGCCAAUUCCAUAAGACAGUCAGUUUGACCGCCAGGGCCGGAAAGACAUCAUACAGAGUGAGAUAUAAACCUUCUCUCAGCACACCAGGCUCUCCACUCGCUGUCAGUGGAUACGGUAUUGCUCUUGACCUUAAAAGAACCGAUUACAUUGUCAUCGAUGAUCGCAAAGCCGAGGACUCGGAUGAUACAAAGAUUGAUGCCUCUAGUGCUAAGUUGACAGACGAGGAAGUGGCAGACCUCAAGCCGUUGUCCUCUAAGGAAUUGCUGAGACUGGAUAUGAGAGCAUCUAGCUUUGUCAUGGACAGUGCGGAUCCAUUUGAUACCUUGUUGAAACUCACCCAGGACUUCCCCAAGCACUCGGCAGCCAUGUCUGCCCACGAAGUCUCUGAGCAGUUCAGAAAAGAGCAUCUGGCCAAUCGUGAAGUGUUCCUGCCAUCGGGAUACAACAUUAUUUGGAUGAACGGUCUUCAGAUCCUGGCUCGCGAUUUUGAUGCUUACGCCAUGCUUGAGCAUAUGCGUCGCGAGCGUAAGUUGAUCAACAGUGCUGGUGAGCUUGGCUUGACUGGAAAGGAAGCCGUACAAUUCCUAUCACAUUCCUCAAUCUCAGAAGCUGCUUCGACCCAAGAACCGCAGCGUUAUGAUUGGAGAGACGAGCUUGAAGGUGGCAAAGUCAUCAUCUGGAUGAAUGACAUCGAGCACGAUAAGCGUUAUGCUGAGUGGCCAGAUCAAGUCAGAGCAUUGUUGCAACGAACAUACCCUGGACAAUUGCCUCCUGUUCGGAAGGAGAUCCACAACCUCAUCCUGCCUAUCGACUUCGCUGACUACAAGGACGUGGAAAUGGUUGUGGAAAGUUUGCAAAGUUUCGUGAAGAGGAAAGUGCCUAUCCGAUUUGGCCUUGUGCCCAAGACAUCUUCUACAGGAUCCUCUGAGCAAGCCAAGGUUGUAUAUCACUUGCUCGAUACCUAUGGUCUUGGUGUUGCUCUCGAAUAUCUUCAAAAGCUCUCGUCCAACCAAGGCCGAAAACUCUCUGGUCCAGUACAGUCAGUCUUCGAUAAUGCUAUCAAGGGUCGCAAGCUUCGCAGGGAUCGUGUUUCAGCGCCUCUGCAAGAGGUCUUGAAGAGUUAUGAUUUUGAUGCACGUGCUGCAGCCGCACGUAAGUAUCUUGUCCGUCUAGGAGCAUCUGGGCCCAACCCGCCCUUCUUCGUUAAUGGCAUCCCUCUGCCAAUGUCUGACGAAUGGCUCCAAGAGAUGAGCCAGCGCGUAAGCACUGAUUUACGUACUGUGCAGAAGGCAGUGUUUGAGGACCAACUCAACGAUGAAAGUUACGUUCCUGAGAUCUUCUUGUCUCGCGCAUCCGCUCGCCGCAACCCGUGGGUUAUCCCCGAAGAUGAAAACAGCAUCCGACAAGUUAAUCUGGCAUCUCUCUCCGAUCUGUCUGAAGGGAGGAUUGGGUCGAUUCCUGGCUUGCCAGUCAGCAAGGAUACUAUCUCAAGCGAAUUAAUUCAUAUUGUGGUCAUUGCAGACUUUGAUUCGGAAGCUGGUCAGAGUAUGCUUUCCGACCUCAUUGUGUUACGCAAGGAAGAAUAUGAUCAGGUCGAGAUUCUGCUCAUCCACAACUCCGACAAAGAAUUGUCAACCUCGAGCUUCGCAGUUGAUCUGUUCAAAACUAUGAUAUUGGGCCCUGUCGUCUCCUUGGACGCUUUGGAAGCACUGAUGUCGAAGAAGAAGGUCGAUGUUUCUGAAGAAGACGUUGUCGCAGCUCAGGCAUUCUGGUCCUCAGCUGACAGGUUCCUCAAUGAUGUUGGCUUCGCAAGAGGCGAGCAAGGUAUCUUGGUGGCAGGUAGGGUUGUUGGGCCCUUGUCAUCACUUGAAGGAUUCGACCGCGAUGACUUCGUGACGUUACUGUCCUACGAACGCAUGAAGCGCUUGAUUCCAGCAGCAAAGGCUAUGAAGGGUGUUAAGAUUCUAGACAAGGCCAAUACUGCUUUGUCAUUUUCAAAGCUAUCAAACCUGAUUGCGCUAUCAUCGAAGUCAGACAUCCCUGAGGGCAUGUUCGAUGCUUCUCCUCCUGCCAGAGCAGACAUCUUCAAUGGCUGGAUUGGUUCACACACCCUCAUCGAGCGUGGAGAUUCUGAGUCUGCAACCAUCCAAGUUGUCGCCACCAUAGACCCAGCAUCUGAAGUUGCUCAACGCUGGGUGCCCAUUCUCAAGGUCCUCUCUGAGCUCUCUGGUGUUCAUCUGCGCCUAUAUCUCAAUCCCAAGGAAAGACUUGACGAGUUACCUGUCAAGCGAUUUUACAGACAUGUGCUGGAGUCCAAGCCAAGAUUUGACAAGCAAGGCUCUCUUGAAGGAUCUCUGGCCCACUUCGAAGGUCUUCCAGCAGACGCUCUUCUCACAAUGGCCAUGGACAUGCCGCCUGCAUGGCUUGUUGCACCCAAAGACAGUAUUCAUGAUCUUGACAACAUCAAAUUGAGCUCGACUCAAGGCAGAGAUAUCGAAGCGACCUAUGAGCUCGAGAGUAUCCUGAUCGAAGGUCACUCUAGAGAUGUUACCAUCGGAACUGCGCCCAGAGGAGCUCAGCUUGUGCUUGGUACGAACAAAGACCAGCACUUUGCUGAUACAAUCAUCAUGGCAAAUCUGGGAUACUUCCAGUUCAAGGCCAAUCCGGGCUUCUACAACCUUACUUUACAAAAGGGAAGAAGCGAGGAAAUCUUCAAAAUCGAUAGUGCUGGGACUCUAGGGUACAGUCCUCAGACGGGCGACGAGACGACUGAGAUUGCUCUUACCAGCUUCCGAGGUGCUACCAUCUUUCCCCGUCUGUCUCGCAGACCUGGUAUGGAGGAUGAAGAUGUUCUGGAAAGUGCAAAGACGACAACAGACCACAUUACCGACAAGGCCGACAAACUUCUCGCCAAAGUUGGUCUCGGUGGCGUAAAGUCUAGCGAAGUCCUCUCCAAAGCCCAAAAGUUUGGCUCUGGCCUGCUUUCAGGAUCAACUGGCUCUACCACAGACAUUUCCACUCUACCUCACGCCGACAUCAACAUCUUUUCAGUCGCCUCUGGCCAUCUCUACGAACGUAUGCUCAACAUCAUGAUGCUCUCCGUCACAAAACACACCUCACACACUGUAAAAUUCUGGUUCAUCGAACAAUUCCUGUCCCCCUCUUUCAAAGCCUUUUUGCCUAUUAUGGCCGAAGAAUACAACUUCCGCUAUGAAAUGGUAACCUACAAAUGGCCACACUGGCUGCGUUCGCAAAAAGAAAAACAACGCGAGAUCUGGGGGUACAAGAUUUUAUUCUUGGACGUGCUGUUUCCUCUAGACUUGGACAAGGUCAUCUUCGUCGACGCAGAUCAGAUCGUCAGGACGGAUAUGUAUGAACUCGUUACUUAUGAUUUACAAGGCAAGCCUUAUGGAUUCACACCCAUGUGCGACUCGCGCACUGAAAUGGAAGGUUUCAGAUUCUGGAAACAAGGGUAUUGGAAAAACUUCCUUAGAGGACUACCUUACCAUAUCUCUGCCCUUUACGUCGUCGACUUGGUUCGCUUCCGCCAAAUGGCUGCUGGAGACCGCUUGCGCCAACAAUACCAUCAGUUAUCCGCCGACCCUAACAGUCUUUCAAACUUGGAUCAGGAUCUGCCAAAUCACAUGCAACAUGUGCUUCCUAUCCACAGUCUUCCCCAAGAAUGGCUGUGGUGCGAGACCUGGUGUAGUGGCGAAACUCUUGGAGUCGCACGCACUAUCGACCUCUGCAACAAUCCCCAAACCAAAGAACCUAAACUCGAAAGAGCCAGACGGCAAGUUCCCGAAUGGACAAUCUACGAUGAUGAGAUUGCGGCAUUGGCACAAAGAAAAGUUGGAGAAGGUAAAAGUCCUAUUGCUGGAGGUGAUGCGAGUGGUGCGGGUAUUCAGGCGGAGAUGCAGGAGGCGGAUGCAAGGGCUCAGAAAGAGGAGAAUGAGAGAAAGGAGAAGCGGAAGGGUCACGAUGAGUUGUAG